AUGUCUGGGAAGUUUGAACCAAAGCAGAAGGUCGAGCUUGACCCGCCAAAGGAUGAUCCUAUCAGCUUGGACUACCUAUCGAAAUGCGAUGGAACACAUGAAGGUUAUCCAACAUAUGUGGCCAUCAAAGGAACCGUUUUCGACGUGACUGGCAACAAAGCAUAUGAACCAGGAGCUUCAUACUCAGGUACUCUAUCCAAAAUACAUCCCAAAAGAACUGUUGCUAAUUUUUUACUACAGNUCUUUGCUGGCAAGGACGCCUCCAGAGCUCUGGCACAAUCCUCGUUGAAANAAGAGGAGUGCCGACCCGAGUGGGAAGACCUGAAACCAGAACACAAGAAAGUGCUUGACGACUGGUUUACUUUCUUCAGCAAGCGCUACAACAUCAAGGGCAAGGUUGCCACGGGUAACUCGAACUUGUGA
Aureobasidium musti is the source of this 423-nucleotide messenger RNA. The record is from the annotation of a GenBank genome assembly. NCBI's taxonomy places the organism in Eukaryota, Fungi, Ascomycota, Dothideomycetes, Dothideales, Saccotheciaceae.